GAGCAAAGCUACUGCCAAAGGAGAAUACAGUCACUGCAGUGUCUGUACACUCAUUUAGUGUAACUUAGACUAAAUCUUAAAUAGCUUCUAUCUAAAGAGUUGACAUCACGCUGCUACGGAGCGGAGCGUUGUGAGGGGGCGGACCACUCCGAGAGCGCACAGCACGACGCGCGUGUCCGAUAACCCCAUUCUGCAUAGUACCUGUUAUAGACGCUUUCUUAUUCCUACGUUGGUGCUAAUAGAAGUGUGUUUUACUCUGUGUUCACCAUGGCUGCUCUUUCGGGCGGAGAGACGUGCAUUAAAUACCUGAUGUUUGCCUUCAACCUGGUCUUCUGGGUUGCAGGGACAGCUGUGUUUGCCAUAGGCCUGUGGCUCAGGCUUGAUUCGAAGACCAAAGGCCUGUUUGAAGGGGACGACUCUCCAUAUGUCUUCUAUACUGGUGUGUAUAUCCUGAUAGCAGCUGGAGCCCUCAUGAUGGUGGUGGGGUUUCUGGGCUGCUGUGGGGCCAUCCAGGAGUCCCCCUGUAUGCUUGGACUGUUUUUCUUCUUCCUGCUCAUCAUCUUUGCUGUCGAGGUGGCAGCAGGAAUCUGGGGGUUUUCAAACCAAACAAAGGUGGUGAAUGAUAUUACUACCUUCUACAUACAAACCUUCAACAAGUACAAAGAAACAAAUGAUCAGCGUCUGAAAGAGACAUUAAAAGUCAUUCAACACGGGCUCAACUGCUGUGGUCCCACUGGUACAGUGGAUGACAUCGCCAAAGAAACGUGUCCCAGAGGAGAUCCACUCCAGGAGCUGAUUACGAAGAGUUGCCCUGAUGCUAUUGAAGAGGUGUUUGACUCCAAACUGCACAUCAUUGGAGGUGUGGGCAUCACCAUUGGAAUUAUUAUGGUAUUUGGGAUGAUCUUCAGUAUGCUCCUGUGUUGUGCUAUCAGGAAGUCUCGGGAGGUGGUGUGACAGCCCUCUUCACGUCCAAAUGUGUAUUAAUGUUGCAUGAUGUCAUUCCCAGAGUCACAUGACUCCUCACUGCCAAUGGAACACUGCUUUUUGAAGAACAUAAACUGGGAUCAGACUUUUAUAAAUAUAUUAAACUGUACUACUGACUCUUGAGCUAGACGAGAUGUGGUGAACAGAACCAGCUAUACAAUGGUGCAAUUUGUGCUCAUAUCAAUAUAGUACAGAUACGUAUGUGUUAUAUUGUGAUCAUCGAUUGAAACUACUGUUUGUAAGCUGUUUAUAUUCUGAAGAGAAGUUUAUAUGACUGUUGAUCACAUACCGCUAAGACUCAUGGUGCAAAGACACUGGAACCACUUCCUCACUUUACAGCUGUUGCCAAUGGAUCCAAUUUACCUAUAAUGCAAAUAUAUGUACUCAAUUUUUAAUUGUUUUACACAAAAUUCAUUUAGGCUUUGGUGGAAAUAGCAGUUUCACAUUUCAGUUUUUCAUUUACAGCUCAAAAUGUAAUUUUUUGACAUUUACUUUAAUGUAAUUUUAAAUAUGUUUUGUUUUUAUACUAUGAGAAAGAUGUAAGUAUGUUGUAUAGUGGGGGCACUCUGAAGGUACAUUUUAUACUGUAAUUAACUUGUUUUGGAGAUUAUGUUGAAUGAUAUGCACUGGUUCACUGUGUUGAAUAAAAACUAUUAUGCAAAAAACAUGACAA
Messenger RNA from Periophthalmus magnuspinnatus, 1657 nucleotides. It is a transcript of the gene cd9a, whose product is annotated as CD9 molecule a. The transcript has 8 exons. Gene Ontology annotation, cellular component: membrane. Bases 268 to 954 code for a protein of 228 amino acids. NCBI's taxonomy places the organism in Eukaryota, Metazoa, Chordata, Actinopteri, Gobiiformes, Gobiidae. The record is from RefSeq and is a predicted model, not a curated record.